Messenger RNA from Drosophila melanogaster (fruit fly), 2110 nucleotides. RefSeq lists its product as uncharacterized. Gene Ontology annotation, biological process: deoxyribonucleoside monophosphate catabolic process. NCBI's taxonomy places the organism in Eukaryota, Metazoa, Arthropoda, Insecta, Diptera, Drosophilidae. The record is from RefSeq and is marked reviewed. Gene Ontology annotation, molecular function: 5'-deoxynucleotidase activity. The coding region runs from base 340 to 1506 and encodes 388 amino acids. The transcript is spliced from 5 exons.
UGCCGUGACCUGGUCACACCGACGCCAACAGCUGCUCGCGGUCAGAAUAACGAAAAGUGUAACCGAAAAAAGACAAUUGUGCAAUUGCUGCGAAAAGCCAACACAAUUGAAUAAAAGAGCGCGCAACAUUGUUUAUUUGCCCGUCGGCGGGCGAGAGAUCGAGUGGAUUGGUGUAUUAAAUUAAAAAUAUUCAUCGCAGCACGAUGCACAGCGCUUGGUGAUGCAGAAUGCAGAUUGUUGAGCUGUUGCAUAAAUUCCACGCCACUUGCACAUCACGUGUUUGACUCAGGCUACAAAUUUGUGGCCCACGAUCUGAAUUUGAUCUCAUCUGUGGUCGCGAUGUUCUCACUACAACUACAGCAGUUGCUCCGAGCGACAGCAAGCGGCGUGACGUCGGGAGCCACAAAGACACUGUGCACAGCCACAGCGUCUGCCGCCACAAAGCACUCUAGUCAAGCGAAGUUCGGCGACAACAGCAGUCACGGUUCGCCAUCGCACACGGACGGUCGCAGUCACGGUGAAUCAGAGUCGGAUUUGGAGUCGGCGCACGGCCAGAAUUUCACAUCACACCACUUAGCCAGACGGAUACUUCAGCAGCGCAGCCAGGACAUCCAGCGCCACAUCCACACGCAGUCAGCCAAGGGACAGACCAGUGCCAAGUCCUCGCAGCAACAGCAGCAUCAGCAGACCGCCACCAAGUUCGCCAUGUCAUCGCUAGCAGCUGAGCCUCUGCAGUCGCAGAAAUCGGAUGAAAUCACGGCCAGCACGGGCGGCGGAGAUGUGGAGACGCCCGGACUGGGCGCAUCCUGCCACGAGGUGGCCGCCGCAUCGGCCAGUGCCGGCAAGAAGCCCUGCUUCAGCUCGGGCCUCGGCGAGAUACUUCAGUUCAUGGAGCUCAUCGGCAACCUGAAGCACACAAAACGCACCGGAUGGGUGCUGCGUGAUGUCAACGACUGCGAAUCGAUUUCGGGUCACAUGUACAGGAUGAGCAUGCUAACCUUUCUGCUCGACGGCAGUGAGGGACUCAACCAGAUACGCUGCAUGGAACUGGCGCUGGUACACGAUUUGGCAGAGAGUUUGGUGGGUGACAUAACGCCAUUCUGCGGGAUAUCCAAAGACGAUAAGCGAGCCAUGGAGUUCAAGGCGAUGGAAGAUAUCUGCAAGCUGAUCGAGCCUCGUGGCAAACGCAUUAUGGAGCUGUUUGAGGAAUACGAGCAUGGACAGACUGCCGAGAGCAAGUUCGUCAAGGAUUUGGAUCGUCUGGAUAUGGUUAUGCAGGCGUUCGAGUACGAGAAGCGGGACAAUUGCCUUCUGAAGCACCAGGAGUUCUUCGACUCAACGGAGGGCAAGUUCAACCAUCCGUUUGUUAAGAAGCUGGUCAACGAGAUCUACGAGCAGAGGGAUGUCCUGGCCAAGGCAAAGGGCGCCACACCACCGCCGGCCAUCGAGGUGCCUAGCAUGGAGAGAUCUUCGAAACUUGCUAACGGGCAUGACGGCUCGAGUUGAGCGUUAUUCUAGAAACCCGUCUUAGGCUAGCACAUGAACACAUGAACACAUCCUCACAUACAAACCAACACGCUCUUAAUUUGUAAGCCAAUCCAACUAACAAACUGUUAAGCCUACCUCGACACGCUCAUAGCUAGAUCUAAUUCUUAACUCACUAAUUUAUUGCGAAAGAAACGGAACAGAUGCAACCGAUGGGAAGUAGCUAAAUAUUAAUGUUUAAAUAUUAACACACCUGUUGAACACGUCUCCUUAGUUCGAUUUCCUCUAAGUUAAGCGUAAAGUUGCGGAUCGAAUUCUAUCGAUAUAUUCAAUUGAUCUGACUAAGGAAUCCAAUUGUAAAUAACUUAAACGAAUUGUAGACUAUUUAGAAAAAAAUUAUUGUAAAUGUUGUCCUAAAGCAAUUUUAUUCAGUCAACCGAACGUAAAAAUCAAAACAAAAGAUCAGAAUCAAAAUCAAAUUAAUUGAUUUUUUUUUAAUAGUUUGCUCACACGUGCGUUACUUUUACCCUUGAAUCGAACAAUUGUCACCAAAAUUAUUAUUAAUAUAACAUUGUGAAUUAGGCAAUAUAAAGAUGAAGUCACUCAUUAGACGUGGCCAAAAGAC